Pristis pectinata (smalltooth sawfish) is the source of this 12989-nucleotide messenger RNA. Its product is annotated as beta-1,3-galactosyl-O-glycosyl-glycoprotein beta-1,6-N-acetylglucosaminyltransferase 4-like. Bases 447 to 1808 code for a protein of 453 amino acids. The transcript has 2 exons. Gene Ontology annotation, molecular function: acetylglucosaminyltransferase activity. The record is from RefSeq and is a predicted model, not a curated record. Lineage: Eukaryota; Metazoa; Chordata; Chondrichthyes; Rhinopristiformes; Pristidae. Gene Ontology annotation, cellular component: membrane.
CAACGCAACCUUGUCAUGUGCAAAUAAUCAUACCCUCCUACAUUCACAUCCAGAUCAUUAAUGUACAUGACUAACUGCAAGGGAACGCCUGGCGGGACAGUGCAUUAGCUCAGGUUGAAGCUCUCAGGUUAGACAUUCGCACCGCGCCCGGCUCAGGGAGUAUCCAUUUCACCGGACGUGUUCACUUGUGAUAAUGUCUGAAUCGGCUCACAGUUAUGUAACGGCGUGACGUGAUCAAAACACACACAGCGGUCGAUGAAGUGGAAGUGUCCUGACGACCAGCGAGAGAAGUUUGACCCCGCUCUUUGGCCCAGCCUCUUUCCCCGGCGUCCCAAGCCCGGCGUUUCCCGAGUGGGCAGCACGGAGCGUGGGCUGCGCCGCUAGACACACCGGGGCUCUACAGCAGUCUUCCUCUGUUUCAGAGCGUCCCGCACCGCUUCACUCUAAUGUAUUGCAAGAGUUCCUCUAGAAAAAUUCAUCUGAAGAGCAUGCUUUGGCUGCUUUUAAUUCUUACACUGUUGUGCCUCAUAAAACUCUGUUACAAUUACAUAGACAAUGGCUCACAGAAAAGCUGGUUAGUAGAACCUUUCUGGAGUACUUCCCCAUUUGUGCGGAACAGAAAGAAUGUCAAGUACUUGCAAUCAAAGCUUGAAAUAAAUUGCACUGCCAUCUACAACUACAGCCCAGUGGAGGUGGGAAAAACUUUAGAAAUACGCAAAGGUAACAUUGUUGAUUUGGAAGAUGAAGAUGUUGAGUUGAUGACAUCAAACUGUGCUCAAUACCUUCACCACAGAGCAUACCACAACAAUUUGACCUCAGAAGAAGAGCAGGAGUAUCCUUUGGCAUUUUCUCUGGUUGUUCAUAAAGAUGCUGUUAUGGUGGAAAGGUUACUAAAAAUGAUUUAUAUGCCCCAAAAUAUAUAUUGUGUCCAUUAUGACCAGAAAUCCUCAAAAUCUUUCAAAGCUGCCUUAGAGAAUUUAGCCAGGUGUUUACCUAAUGUAUUCAUUGCAACAAAGAUAGAAUUGGUGCAUUACACUCAUAUCUCCAGACUCCAAGCAGAUCUCAACUGCUUGUCAGAUCUUCUCAGCUCUUCUGUCCAGUGGAAGUACGUUAUCAAUUUGUGUGGCCAAGAUUUACCAUUGCGAUCCAACUUAGAACUGGUAUCUGAACUGAAGAAGCUGAAUGGAGCUAACAUGUUGGAAUCUGUGAAACCCAGUGCAGUUAAACAAGAGCGAUUUAUGUUUCACCAUCAGUUUCAAAAUAGCUUAGAUGAGUCCAAAGACAUACUUAUCAAAACGGACACAAAGAAGGAUCCUGCCCCCCAUAGCAUUGAAAUAUUCUCUGGCAGUGCCUACUUUGUUUUAAGUUAUGAAUUUGCCAAAUACAUCAAUAACAGCAUAGUAGCCAAAGAUUUCCUUGCAUGGUCUGCAGAUACAUACUCACCAGAUGAGCACUUCUGGGCAAGUAUGGUGCGAGUGCCUGGAGUACCAGGUGAGCUCCCCAGGUCUGGGGCUGAAGUGACUGAUCUGCAAAGUAAGACAAGGCUGGUGAAGUGGAGCUACCUUGAGGAAGACCUAUACCCACCUUGCACAGGCACUCACCGCCGCAGCGUCUGCAUCUAUGGUUCUGCUGAGCUCAGGUGGCUCCUUGACGAUGGCCAUUGGUUUGCUAAUAAAUUUGAUUCAAAAGUAGACCCUGUUUUAAUAAAAUGCUUGGAACUAAAGAUUAUGGAGCGCCAGAGAAAUUGGCUAGAAUUGACUCCUCGAAAGUUCUAUGCUCUUAAUGCUGGUGGAAGCUUUUGGAGUUGAAGGAAUAUUAUAUUUUGUGUUGGAAGUGUUGAUCAUGCUCUAAAGCUAAACUGAAGAUCAAACAAUGUUCUCUCUUGUUUUGUGUGGAACGUUUUAACCACCAACAAUGUAGAGAGUAGAAAAUAGAGAGUAUGAUAAGAAAACAAAUGCUUGUCCAGUAUCUGUAAAACUUGAGGUAUAUUAGUCAAAUGACACUAUUUAUCAAUGGAGACACAAGAGACUGCAGAUGCUGGAACCUGGAGCAACAAACAAUCUGCUGGAAGAACUCAACGGGUCAAGCAGCAUCCAGUCCUGAUGCAAGAUUGUGACCCAAAACGUUGACAAUUCCUUUCCACAGAUGCUGCUCGACCUGCUGAGUUCUUCCAGCAGGUUGUUUGUUGUUAUUUAUCAAAGAGCUUGACAUCACUUUUAUUCUACAGGUGAGGCAACCAUGUCCUAACUCAUGACCUACGUGUUCAAUACAGUGGUGUACACAGCUGCUGAAGCAAUAAUGGUUUGGCCACAAUAGAGUGUUCUUGUGUUCAGAAGAAACUUUAAUUAUCCAGAAUGUGACAAGAAUGUGGAAUUCAUUACAACAGAGAUUGGUUGAUGUGAAUAAUAAAGAUGCACUUAAGGGGAGGUUGAGCAAGCAUAUGGGGGAGAAGGGAUUGGAGAAUUAAAUGGAUGGAUUUAGAUCAGUAAAGACAGGAGGAGGCUCAAAAGAUUACCGCCAAAAAAGGACUGGUUGGGUCAAGUGGCCUGUUUAAUGUGUAAUAAGUGCAUCCUGUGCAAAGCAUGAUCCAAUGCUUCAGUCUUACUGUCGAUCCUAGUCUCAAAAUAAUAGGCCAGAAAUUGCAGUCUUCACUUGACAUAUGGAAAUGGUAUGUGCUUUCCUUUUGCAGAGUUCUGAUGUUGACUUGUUGGUAAAUUCACUCCCUGUCCAAAACAGUGAAGAUUUGAAGUGUGGCAGGGCCUUGCACCAUGUACUGCCUUCACAUGGGUGGGUCACAAGAAACCCCAAGGACAAAGCAGAUGAAGGAAACUUUGCUAAUUGACAAAGCCACGCUCCUUCUGCUGCUAAAACUGUCAGGAUUUUCAAUGAAAUAAUUUAAAAAAUGCAAAUUAUAGAUUUAAAAAAUGUACAAGAAAUUCAAUCACAAAAUACCUAAAACACUGUUAAAUCAUUAAAAUAUGAAAGCAAAUUCCACUUCUUCAAAAAUGUAAAUUAUAUUAUGCUUAUUCUUCAACCUUACAACUAUUCCUGUCUCUUCAACUUGCUGGUAGGUUUAGUGGGAGAUUUCCUAGCAGAACUUGACUGGUAAAUUCAGGACUUCAUUCAAGAGCUGCAAACUUUCCAAAACCCAUUGGCUGUUCGGCACAGAAUUGCCAGCAUAUCCCAGCAUUUUCCAGCCAUUAUUAUGCGAUAACUCUUGUAUCCUGGGACUGCAAGUAAUCUAAAUUUUUAUGCUAAAUUAUGCAAAUUAGAGAUUAGGGAGCAGACAGGUGGGAUUAUAAAUAAGAAACUAUCCGGAGAGUGGGGAUAUAAAGAUUUCAUUUUCAUUUUAAUACUUCUGGCUGUUCUUAAACUAAACAUAAGGUGCCUUUUCUCAGGAAAUUGAUGUAAUAUUGUGGAUAAUCCAAUUUCUAUUUCAAAUGCAUUUCACUAAUUUUUUUUAAAUAAUUUAUGGCUUUGUUAAUGUUCUUUGAUUUUCUUUAGCAAUAUCGUUUCCUGGCUUGAUGUUGGAUAACUUCAUCAAUGUCAAGUCACUACAAUGCACAUUUAACACUUGGUCUUUAUGAGUGGACCACUCAGGGGAACUCAAGUUUCCAGUGCAUGGCUCCUAAGCUCAUAUCAAAAUCAAAGAAACACAGAUGUUUUUGGCACAAAAUGAGGCUAUUCUGUUUAUGCUGGAUAAAAACACUACAGCUAUUCAAAGUAUUCUCACUACCCCAUUGUCAAUCAUUGCCCUAAAGUAUCAUGUGCUCAUCCUGACAGGAUUGAAAUGUAUUGAGUAUUUCUGUCCUUUCAUGUAGUGAGUUAUGAGACCAUGCUUUUGAUCAAAGAAGCUUCCAUCAAAAUAAAAUCGCAUUUUGUUUCAUAUAAAAAACAGAUUAUCAGUUUUUAUAUACCUUAUACACUUAAUGACACAGAAAUGGGCCAUUUGGCCCAUCAGGUCCAUGCCAGCAACCCUCCUCUCCUUAUUUCUCUGUACCCCUGCAACUUGCUCUCUCUGAAUACUGAUCAACUCCGCUUUGAUUCUUUUUGCCAUUAACCUGUACUAAGGAGAAACUUACAGUGGCCAGUUAAUCUACUGACAUUUUUAUGCAAUGUGGAAGGAAAUCAAAGCUUCUCGAAACCCAUACAAGUCACAGAGAAGAUACUCAAACCCCACACAGACAUCAUGCAAGGUCAAGAUCAAACCCAGGUCCCUGGACUGUGAGGCAGCAGCACCAACUGCUGCACCAUUCGUACCGCCUGCUUUCUUUAAUUCAAUACUGGCCCAGAACAGGCACUAAUCUUUUCCCAAAGCUUGAGCCCAUUGUAUAAGUUUUGCCUGUGACAGACAUUAGGCUUAUCUGAUAUAGCUGCAUUAUGUACAUCUCUGAGGAGUGUAAAUUCUCGCAGAUCAUCUUGAAGGGUAAGUGGGGCUGAGUAUUGUUUUGCCAAUAUGUGCAGUUUAUUUUCCUUCAAAUUUAUAUGAGAUGUAGCACAGGGAAAUAAAAUGGAAAUCCCUCUUCUGUUGUCAACUUGGGAUUGUUCCAAUCUUGCCCCAAGUGUCUUUUGGUUUACUGCACCAAACAUCCCCUAGUUCAGUAAUAAUGGACGAUCCCACUGAGGAUUGCCCCAGUGGUUUGGUAAAUGGAAAAGAGCCACAUGAACAGGAUUUUUUGAGAUUGGGAUUUUGUUGAACACAACAGCAAUUUAUGCCCUGCUUCUAAAAAUACUAUUUUCAAUUUGGGAAUAAUCCAUGUUAAUACUAAAUGCCAAAAGUGAUAGAGUAUCCCAUUUCUCAGAGAAUUAAUAAGUGUAAAAUUCACCCCAUAAAUUUACUGCAUAUCUGUGUUUUAUUUAUUUAUUAGGAUCUGGUCACUGGCCUGGCCUGUAUUGGGGUGUCACAGUUUUAUACAACCCUCCUCCUUUAUUCCAAAGAAAACCACCCUGGCAUCUUCUGUUUGUAAUAGCUAUCUGUCCUCCUAACUUCAGGAUUCUGUGAAUGUGGACUCCAAGAUCCCUGAACGACACACAAAGAGACAAACCUAUUAUAAACGGCAAUGUGUGGCUGAAGGGUGGUAUGGGAGGCAGGUGUUUUGGUUCAUCAGUCACUGGACAUGGUAUUGGGGAAGGAAGCAGCUGUUCCAUUUCAAAAAGCUCCGUUUAAACCAGAGUCCUGCAAAUCAAAUGGCAAUGCUGGCAGCAGUGUUUUUAACUAAUGAAACUGGAGGAGUGGUUGAUGGCAUAUAGAGUGGGAGAGUUUAGGAAAAUGAGGCUGCAGAGAAGUUUAGCAAUUUAGGUAUAAAAGCAAUCAGUCAAGAAAGAACGGAUAUCUUAACUAACUGGGGAAAAGUAACAAAUGAUAUUGGGGGAAAUAGAGGCAUAAUGUCAAUAUGCACAAAAUAUUCACAGUUAAAUAGUUCAAUUAAUAACACAAUACUAAGAAAAAAUUGAUCUCAUAGCCAUUGUGGUGAUGUAGUUGCAGAGUAACCAAUGCUGGGAAUUAAAUAUUUCAGAAUACCUGACAUUUAGAGAAGAUAGGCAGGUGGAACUGAUAGUGGGACACACUAAUAACAAAGAGUGAGAUAUAAAUAGUAAAGAGAAAGAAUCUUCUCUCUGAAAAUCAAGAUGUUGAACUGAAAAUCAAGAUGAAGAAUGAUAGGGUGAAUAAAAAACUGGUGUUGCCAUUUAUAAAGCCCUGAGACUGAAUGUAGUAUUGGGCAAAAGGAAAUAACAGAUGUACAGAAGGAAAUUAAAGAUACACAUUACCUGGGUAAUAUGGUAACCACUGGGGACUGUAACCUCCAUAGAGACGAGAAAAAUGAAAUCUACAACAAUAAUGUGUGAGGUGAGUUCAUGGAAUGCAUUCAAAUUAAUGUUAAGGGACCUGCAAUGGGAAAGGUUAUUUUGAAAUCUGUGUCAUGAGACAGGGUUAAUUAAUAAGCUUGUAAACGAGUCUCUGGGUAAAGUAAUUGUAAUAUGAAAAAAUGCAGUACAGGUCCUCCCCAAGUUAUUACAGGGUUCCCUUUCUGUUGAUAAUCUGAACAGUUCAUAAAUUGGAAAUGUGGCCACCUGGCUAUAUACGUAAAUAAAAAUAUAGCCCAACUCAACCAUUUAGAUUUCUCUGCAUGAUGCAAUGAUAUUGCUAUAAACCAAGUUCCCACAAGGCAAAAGAUGCCUGCAGCUGGCAAAUCCAUCCUGAUGUGGUCCCAAACGCUUGUUUAUAUGUAUGGGCUGUACGUAAGUCAUGUGUUCAUAAUCUGGGGAGGAUCUGUAAUGAGGUUGAGAGUGAUUUAGUCAAGAAGGAAUGAAAUUAGAAUCAAACCUGAACAUAGUUGGCAUGAGAAAUGUGUUGGGUAUGUUAACUUUGGAAAUUAAAGAUAUGGUGAUAGAUAAACAAAGGCAAACAUUUAAAGCAUUCACUCCAAAAUCCCAACAAAUAAACAUUCCCUUAAAGAUUAAAUGUUAUAGGAGGAGUGAUUGAACUGUGGUAAAACAAAGAAAAGAUAAUUUUAGAUUAAAGGAAGAGGCUUAUAACCUGUCAAAGUCCCUUUUUGAUUGGGAGGAUUUUAGAAUUCAAUAAUAAAUUACCAAGAAAUUGAAAGGGAAGAAAAAUAGAAGAUAAGAGUUAACUAACAAGAGACGUAGAUUUUAAAAGCUUCCACAGCGAGUAAAAAAAAGGAAUCUUUACAUUAAGGGUCAGGAGAAGGGGGACAUUAAACAAAUCUGUCUUUACAGUAGAAGGUACAAACCAGUUUCUAAAAAAAAGUGGAAAAACAAAGACCUAUUGAAAAUAAGAAACUUAAACUGGAGGUUAGAUUGGAGUAAAGGACAACAUAUUUCUUGGCGUAUAUUCUCAAGUUUUAAAAGAGGUGACAACAAAGAUAGUAGAUGCAUUAUAAUUUUAAAAGAUAUUUUAUAAGGUUGCCUGUAGACCAGCAAGUAGCAAAUAUAAUCCUGCUAUUUAUGAAAUGAGGUGGAGAAAAAACAGGGAACUAUAAGCUACCCUAACAUCGGUAGUAGAGAAAACUAGUAAAAGUCAUUAGGCACUUGAUACCAGUGCAUAUCAAAAUCAUAAGUGAAUUCAAUAACCAGCCUUUCUUGUUUGUGUCAGAACUGGCCAGCUCUGCUGUUACAUUAACUCAGUAUUUCUCUCUACACAGAUGCUGCAUGAUCUGCUGAGUAUUACCAGCAUUAUUUCAGAUUUCCAGCAGUUGCUGUGUUCUACACCUCACUGAUCAAGGAUGUUCUUUUUCUCUAAGUGCCUUCAUUCAUCUUCCUCUUCAUUCAUUCCCUUCCCGCAGAUGGUAUCAAAAGCAAUCCUGUCACCUGGAAAACCUCGAUCUGCACCCUGUCAAGAUGUCUCCUCUGUCCUCUCCAUCUCUGUCUCUCUACCUGCAAUUUAAAAUAUCUUGUUUUUUUCACUUUCCCAAAUCUGAUGAAGGGUUAUUAACCUGAAACAUUAGUUUGUUUCUUGUCACAGACUCCGAUCCAUCUCCUAAUCAGAAAUUUUUGCCUUUAUUUCAAAAUCAUAAUAAUAUUGGCAGAAUCAGCAAGGAUUUGUGUAAAGUUUAACAACUCUUCAGUAAUUUUUAAGACUGAAGUUUAAAUCUAUUAUUUAGAUUAAAGUAGGAUUAUAAAUAAAGAUACCAUCCAAUUGAGAGAUUGUUGAGAAACAUACAUAAUGUCAAUAAAUUCAGAAGCCAUCACACCUGAAAGCCCACAGUGCAUUAUGUACAGCACCAUCUGGUAUAAGUUGGUAAAAUCACUGCCAAAUAGCCCUGAACAUGGUAUGUGAGUUUCUGGCCUUCACCAAUAUCCUACAAGGCAAAUUAUCUCAGCUGGGCCAGGUCACACAAGCAGGAUUCCCCUUUCUCCAGUAGUUUCUGUGUUCCUGGGCUUUUAGUUGUUGGGGGCAACAUCAGCAGGCAGUGUGUUUAACAGCAGGUGAACCAGCCCACCUAAAACCACACACAUUCUCUGUCUGCAGAGUCUGACAGAAUACUUUGUCAACUCCCAGAAUAUCUUUGAACAAAUCGGGCUUGGGAGGCAUGUACACUGGAGAAAGAAUAAAGCAAACCAAUUUUAACUAUAAACUUAAUGGAAAAAUAUGGGAUUAAGUCAUUUUGAAAGUAUAAAUGGUUCAGCUUAACAGCUUUUGGUAUUGCAAUAGAGAGAAGAGACAACAUUGGUCAGUUGCCACAUAAAGAACCAUGCCUGAGGUCACAGCUAAACUGACCAUUCUUUUGGUGUCCUUAGCAUAUGAGUAUUUUUACAUAUGCAUUUAAAUUUUCAUGUAAUUUGCAGUUAUAUUAAGAAAAGAGGUUGAAAGUGUAAGAGUGUUUUGUGGACACCGUUGGAACUGUGCAAUUGUACUAUAAGGUUCUUACUGAUUGAUUGAAGUACAAUCUCUAAUUUAGUAUGUGGAUGUACUUCUCCACUGAUUUGAAGUAAAGUGAACUUAUUUAUCUCCAAAGCUUUUGUAUCAAGCUAUCUAUUCCACACUUCUGAAUCCUGAAACCUGUUGGACUAAUCAGUAGCUAAGGCUAUGCAUCCCACAGCUGACAUACCCAUUUCACUUUACCCUCAUUAAGAUAUUUUUCUUAUAAUUGGUUAAUUGUCAUACGAUGCUUCACAAUUACCAUCAACAUUAAGCAUGGUUGCCAAGAAUUACACUGAUUAAUAAGUUUGUCCAGAUCAAAAAUCAACAUUGGGAAAUCACUAAUCAGCUUUUGACAUUAAGCAGUAGGUUAAUAUUUCGAAUGUAGAAAUAAGAGACUGCAGAUGCAGGAAUAUGGAACAAAAAGCUGUAGGAACUCAGCGGGUCAGGCGACAUCUAUGGAGGGAAAUGGACAGUCUACGUUUCAGGUUAAAACCCUUCAUCUCGACUGAAUCAGUCCAUGUGAAGGGUCUCGACUCAAAUGUCGAACUGCUGAGUUCCUCCAGCUCUCAAUAUUUUGAAUGUGAUCAUUGAUCAGAACCAGUAAAGUCAGGAGAACAGCCCUUAUCUCUGCCUCACCAAAUCAGGUGGAGCAGUUUGAGUCUAGAAAGACAGAAAAUACCCAACUCUAGAACAGAAAUAGAUGAGCAGGAAAUUCAAAGCAAAUAUGUUAGCAAGCGAAAAGACAUAAAAACACAAAUACACAUUCCAAACGUUCUUGAGAAUUAAAAUUCCCGUUUGUGAAAUCCUGAGUUAGUUGCUAGUUCAUAGAAAGUUGGAAAUUAUUCAAAUAUAGCCCACAAUUUUCUGUCCAUUCAUUGUUGUAAGUCUCAGCCACAUGUGCAGUUUCCCAGUAUGCAUUCUAGGUAAGUGACAUUCAGAACUAUGAUCAUCCAAGUGAUACGUCUCAAGUGACUGAAAUCAAUGGAGUGGAAUUUGCUGUCAGUCAAUAUGGCCAUUGGAGGGGGGAGAUCGAAAAGUGUAGAGUUUCCAAGUUUGCCAGCUACUUGCAGUUUGGUGUGGAAUACAGAAUUAUAUGCUUGCUUGUCUACUUGUAUAUAACACACACUCUGGGGGGAAUUAGGAAGCCUCAGAGGAUUCUCCACCUGUUGGCAUAAUAUUCUGGCUUCUGGGUGGUACUGUAAGUUUUUGGGCUGCUUUGCUAUUUUGGUAAAAUGUACCAUGACAUUCUUAGGAUACUGACCUUGCCAAGCUACUUUCUGGCAAACUUGUAAUCUCCUUACUUCUCAGUUCCUUCCCCUCUACAGAACCAGCAGGACCAUAUUGACUGACUGGAAAAUCCACUCUAUUAAUUUCAAGAACCUGAUACUUCAGUUGUGGUCAUUCUGUCCUUAUCCAUCUGCAUGACUAAAGAUGCAGUUGAUUGAUGGACAAAAAUGUGUCCAAAAAUGAUUCCAAUCUGCUACGUGAACAUAAACCUAUUGCACAUAAUUAAUUAGAACCAAAUUAUGGAAGUCAGUUGGAAGUGGUUAAGGGCAGUAUGUCAUGUAGGCAUAUCCAUUGCAUAACAAUCCUGCCCUGUGAGUAUCUGUUAUGCAAUUUCCAUUCCACUGUUCAGGGCAAAAUACCUUGAAUACAAAAGCUGCUUCCUCAUUUUAAUUGGACUCUGUUGAAAGUAAUAAAUUUGGUUGCUUUUUUUGUUUGUCCAUCUAAAAAUAUUCUGCAAAAGGUCAUUUUGGCUUUGCAAGACUCUGGCUUUCAUAACAUUUUAUCAAAAUCCUUUAAAAUGAUGCAUGUAACUAAAAGCAUUUGUCUCAAGUGCAGUCCGGGCAGUGAAUUGUGAGUCAUGUGUCCUUGCUGCCUGCUCAAAUAAAUAAGUUGAAAGUUGCAGAAAGUCCGCAGUCAUCUGUUCCAGUGAAAGUGCAUUAACUGCACUAUUUUACUCCUCCAUUCUGGUUGUACAAGCCAAAUGUUCCACUCUUAAAAAUCUCUGAAGGCAGCAAGUGGCCAGUUUUUCCAGUUUGUAUCAGAACUGGGCAGUUCUCCAUUCUCAGUCACGUAGGCAGGUGUAAAAUCACUCCCUUUUACAUUUUAAAACUACUUAAAUUAAUUACUUUUUUUGGGAAAUAAAAGCCUCUUUUUUUCAAAAAUGCUGGAGUACUAUAACCCUCCAGUGAAGAAUAGAGACAUUUCAUUAAUUGUCAAGUGAGAAAACACCUCAGGUCACUUGUACGGAAUUCAUUUCUCCCUUUAAUAUCAGACAAAUUCAUAUUUAUUUUUAUUAAGAUUACCGGUCCCUUUUUAAAUGGAAAUCAAAGUUUUAAGUUGCAGAGAAAAAGAGGGAAGGAGAAAACAAAGGGAACAUCUGUGACAGGCUGGAGACCAAUGAAACAAGAGGCCGUGGCGUGGACUGAGAGAGGGCUGCAAAGGCUUGUUGCUCACACCUGUUGUGUUAGGAAGAGAGGGAGUAGAAGAAGAUAAAUGAGGAAUGAGGAGAGAGACAAAGAAACAAUUUAUGAGAUACAGAACACAGCUUUUGCUUGAUAUCUGAAAUAAAAGGGAAUGUUGGAAGUAACCAGCAGGCCAGUGGCAUCUGAGGAGAGAAGAAGCUGAGCUAACAUUACAGAUUCAUGACCUUCCAUCAGAUCAGGCCAAUGUGAUGUAAUUUGGAAAGUUUGUUAUUCACUGCUGUAAGAGAUUUCUGAGAGCUACAAGUUUAGCAUAUCUAACCAGAGGUUGGAGGAAUCCCAUUGGUGAAUAUGUGGUCAGGCUGAAGACACUAGCAAAAAAUUGCUAGACCUUAGUAGACUGGAUUUUGUGGGAUUGUUAAGUGUACAAAUUGGCAAUGAAAUAAUUCAAGAAAAUCUGUGACAGGUUGAACUGAAUGCUGAAACCUGCAGAAUAGGAUGGAAAUGAUACAUAGGGCACAAUGCCAAGGUGCAGGCAGGGAACAAACCCACAGAAAUGGUAACGGCAUCGUGCUCUCCUUUGCAUCCAACUCAUAAAGACACUACAAGUGGAUUUGGUGAGAAACCAGCAGAUCAUGUGAGUGCUGAAGUUGGGAAGGCUGUGUGCACAAAAUGCUGGAGGCCUUGAGAUGUUAGGGGAGCCAUCCAGUCUCAGAAUCUCCAUUCAAAAUAGUCAGUGCUACAACUAAAUUGUCUUAGACAGAGAUGGAUACAUCACAGAAACAUGCCUUUUGGCCAGCUAUGUCCAUGCUAACCAUCAAAUCCCUAGGUCAUGGCCAGCCCCUCGCAGCACUUCAUGAUCGAAUGGAAUGGAAUGAGUGUCUAGUUGGCCAAAAGGCAUGUUUCUGUGCUGUAUCUAUCUCUAUCUAAGACUAUUUAGUUGUAGCACUACAAUUCACCUACUGCGGAAACAGGUCCAUGGCGGACGCUGUAUACCCAGCCCUACACUCAUCUCUGGCGUAUCUGGACAGUAAAGACAUCCACAUUAGACUAUUGCUUAUUGACCACAGCUCCACCUUCAAUACCAUAAUUCCAAGCAAACUCAUCUCCAGACCCCUCAAACUGGGACUCAACACUUCCCUUUCCAGUUGGAUCCUUGACUUCUUGACCAACAAACCACAAUCUGUGAGGAUAGGCAGCAAUACCUUCGCCAUGACUAUCCUCAACACCAGUGCCCCACAAAGUUGCGUCCUCAGCUCCCUACGUUAUUCCCUAUACACUCAUGACUUCGUGGUCAGAUUCUGCUCUAAGUCUAUCUAAAAGUUUGCAGAUGAUACCAUUGUAGCAGGCCAAAUCUCAAAUAAUGAUCAGUCGGAUUAUAGGAAGGAGAUAGAGAGCCUAGUGGCAUGGUGUCAUGACAACAACCUUUCCCUCAAUGUCAGCAAAACAAAAGAGUUGGUCAUUGACUACAAGUAGGGUGGCGAUGCAUUGUUUACCUCAAUGGUGUUGAGGUCGAGAGGGUUGAAAGCUUCAAGUUCCUAGGGGUGAAUAUCACCAAUAGCCUGUCCUGGUCAAACCAUGUAGAUGCCAUGGCCAAGAAAGCACACCUGCGCCUCCACUUCCUCAGGAGGCAAAAGAAAUUUGGCAUGUCCCCUUAAACCCUCACUAAUUUUUAUCAUGCACCAUAGAAAGCAUCCUAUCUGGAUGCAUCACAGCUUGGUAUGGCAGCUACUCUGCCCGGAACCACAAGAAACUGCAGAGAGUUGUGGAUGUAGCUCAGCACAUCACGGAAACCAGCCAUCCCUUCAAUGAACUCCAUCUACACUUCUUGCUGCCUUGGUAAAGCAGACAACAUAAUCAAAGACCCCACCCACCCCGGACAUUCUCUCUUCUCCCCCCUCCCAUUGGGCAGAAGAUACAAAAGCCUGAAAGCACAUACCACCAGGCUCAAGGACAGCUUCUAUCCUGCUGUUAUAAGACUAUUGAAUGGUCCCCAAGUAUGAUAAGAUGGACUCUUGACCUCACAAUCCACCACGUUAUGACCUUGCACCUUAUUGUUUACCUGCACUGCACUUUCUCUGUAACGGUAACACUUUAUUCCGCACUCUCUUAUUGUUUUUCCCAUGUACUACCUCAUUGACGUGAUGAAACGAUCUGUAUGGAUGGUAUGCAACACAAAG